Molecule: messenger RNA, 5225 nt
Organism: Fukomys damarensis (Damara mole-rat)
Lineage: Eukaryota; Metazoa; Chordata; Mammalia; Rodentia; Bathyergidae
Gene: Nedd4l
Product: NEDD4 like E3 ubiquitin protein ligase
Exons: 34
Coding region: 689-3328 (879 amino acids)
Biological process (GO): regulation of dendrite morphogenesis; ubiquitin-dependent protein catabolic process
Molecular function (GO): sodium channel inhibitor activity; protein binding; ubiquitin protein ligase activity
Source: RefSeq, a predicted model, not a curated record
AGAAGAGCGAGUGAGUGGUAAGAUUCUUCAAGGAUUGCUUGCAUUUCUGCUCUGUGUUCGAUCCAUAUGUGAAACUCUCAUUGUAUGUAGCAGAUGAGAAUAGAGAACUUGCUUUGGUACAGACAAAAACAAUUAAAAAGAUUGAAGACUUUCAGUUUUCCUUCACUUCAUUACUCUCAAAAACAGAUUUGUAGCAGACGCUGAACCCGAAGUGGAAUGAAGAAUUUUAUUUUAGAGUAAACCCAUCAAAUCACAGGCUCCUGUUUGAAGUAUUUGACGAAAACAGAUUGAAAGAAAGCUACACCUAUUAUGUGAAUACAGACUUACAGAAUUUGGGCAAGAGAAAGGGAUUGCCUGUGUGUGCUCCUGGCUACAGUCACAAGUCAGUUGGAAGAUAAUUUGGAGAUGGACCUUCAGUCUUCUAGUAUCUUUUGUACAAUUUGUUUGACCCUUGAAUAGCAUUUUUAUUUUUUGUUGAUACCAGUACAGAGGUUUCUGUGAAAACUCAAGGCAUUGUUGGACAGGUCUUAGGGCCAAACUGAUGGCCUCAUGCAUUGCAGUCUUACAGGAGCUUCUUAGAUGAUCCAGAGCCAAGACACGAGACGACUUCCUGGGCCAGGUGGACGUGCCCCUUAGUCACCUUCCGCCAACUACAUUCAGGGAGAUGGACCACAAAUAAAAGGAAUGGAUGAAGACAGAAGAUCCAACCAUGGAGCGACCUUAUACAUUUAAGGACUUUCUCCUUCGACCAAGAAGUCAUAAAUCUCGAGUUAAGGGAUUUUUGCGGUUGAAAAUGGCCUACAUGCCCAAAAAUGGAGGGCAGGAUGAAGAAAACAGUGAGCAAAGAGACGACAUGGAGCAUGGGUGGGAAGUUGUUGAUUCCAAUGACUCAGCUUCUCAACACCAAGAGGAGCUUCCUCCUCCUCCUCUGCCCCCUGGGUGGGAAGAGAAAGUGGACAAUUUAGGCCGAACAUACUACGUCAACCACAACAACCGGACCACACAGUGGCACCGACCAAGCUUAAUGGAUGUGUCUUCUGAAUCAGACAACAACAUCAGACAGAUCAACCAGGAGGCUGCACACAGGCGCUUCCGUUCUCGCAGGCACAUCAGUGAGGACUUGGAGCCUGAGGCCUCGGAAGGUGGAGAGGGCCCUGAGCCUUGGGAGACCAUUUCAGAGGAAGUGAACAUGGCCGGAGACUCCCUUGGUCUGGCUUUGCCUCCGCCGCCAGCCUCUCCAGUGUCUCGGACCAGCCCACAGGAGCUAUCGGAGGAGCUGAGCAGAAGGCUUCAGAUCACUCCAGACUCCAAUGGGGAACAAUUCACUUCUCUGAUUCAGAGAGAACCCUCCUCCAGGCUACGGUCCUGCAGUGUCACCGACACAGUCGCGGAGCAAGGCCACCUACCACCGCCCAGCGCCCCAGCUGGGAGAGCGCGUUCAUCAACUGUCACAGGUGGUGAGGAGCCAACGCCAUCAGUGGCCUAUGUACAUACCACGCCGGGCCUACCUUCAGGCUGGGAAGAAAGAAAAGAUGCUAAGGGACGCACAUACUAUGUCAAUCAUAACAAUCGAACCACAACUUGGACUCGACCAAUCAUGCAGCUUGCAGAAGAUGGUGCUUCUGGAUCAGCCACAAACAGUAACAACCACCUAAUCGAGCCUCAGAUUCGCCGGCCUCGUAGCCUCAGUUCGCCAACAGUAACUUUAUCUGCCCCACUGGAGGGUGCCAAGGAUUCGCCCAUACGCCGGGCUGUGAAAGAUACCCUUUCCAAUCCACAGUCCCCACAGCCAUCACCUUACAACUCCCCCAAACCACAACACAAAGUCACACAGAGCUUCCUGCCACCUGGCUGGGAAAUGAGGAUAGCUCCAAACGGCCGGCCCUUCUUCAUUGACCAUAACACAAAGACUACGACAUGGGAAGAUCCACGCCUGAAAUUUCCAGUACAUAUGCGGUCAAAGGCAUCUUUAAACCCCAAUGACCUUGGCCCUCUUCCACCUGGCUGGGAAGAAAGAAUUCACCUGGAUGGCCGCACAUUUUACAUUGACCAUAGCAGCCAGGUGCUGUGUGGAGAGAAUGAUACCAGAGAGUCAGUGCCCUCGUACGAUAGCAAAAUAACCCAGUGGGAAGACCCAAGACUGCAGAACCCAGCUAUUACUGGUCCGGCUGUUCCUUACUCCAGAGAAUUUAAGCAGAAAUAUGACUACUUUAGGAAGAAAUUAAAGAAACCUGCUGAUAUUCCAAACAGAUUUGAAAUGAAACUACACAGAAAUAACAUAUUUGAGGAGUCCUAUCGGAGAAUCAUGUCUGUAAAAAGACCAGAUGUCCUAAAAGCUAGGUUAUGGAUUGAAUUUGAAUCAGAGAAAGGUCUGGAUUAUGGGGGCGUAGCCAGAGAAUGGUUCUUCUUACUGUCCAAAGAGAUGUUCAACCCAUACUAUGGUCUCUUUGAGUACUCUGCAACGGACAACUACACACUUCAGAUCAAUCCCAAUUCAGGCCUCUGUAAUGAAGAUCAUUUGUCUUAUUUCACUUUUAUUGGAAGAGUUGCUGGUCUGGCAGUAUUUCAUGGGAAACUCUUAGAUGGUUUCUUCAUCCGACCAUUCUACAAGAUGAUGUUGGGAAAGCAGAUCACUCUGAAUGACAUGGAAUCUGUGGACAGUGAAUACUAUAACUCUUUGAAAUGGAUCUUAGAAAAUGAUCCUACUGAACUGGACCUCAUGUUCUGCAUAGAUGAAGAAAACUUUGGGCAGACGUAUCAAGUGGAUUUAAAGCCCAAUGGUUCAGAAAUAAUGGUGACAAAUGAAAACAAAAGGGAAUAUAUUGACUUAGUCAUCCAGUGGAGGUUCGUGAACAGGGUCCAGAAGCAAAUGAAUGCCUUCUUAGAGGGAUUCACGGAACUGCUUCCUAUUGAUUUGAUUAAAAUUUUUGAUGAAAAUGAGCUGGAGUUGCUGAUGUGUGGCCUUGGUGACGUUGAUGUGAACGACUGGAGACAGCAUUCUAUUUAUAAGAAUGGCUACUGCCCUAAUCACCCCGUCAUUCAGUGGUUCUGGAAGGCUGUGCUGUUGAUGGACGCCGAGAAGCGGAUCCGGUUACUGCAGUUUGUCACAGGGACAUCCCGUGUACCCAUGAAUGGAUUUGCCGAACUUUAUGGUUCCAAUGGUCCUCAGCUGUUUACAAUAGAGCAAUGGGGCAGCCCUGAGAAACUGCCCAGAGCUCACACAUGCUUUAAUCGCCUUGACUUACCUCCAUAUGAAACUUUUGAAGAUUUACGCGAGAAACUUCUCAUGGCCGUGGAAAAUGCUCAAGGAUUUGAAGGGGUGGAUUAAGGCCUCUUUCCUCAGGGCCAGUGACCAUCCAGCAAGUUCCACAUGCUCUGUAUGCCUGACAGACUUUGGCAGAGCGGGUGACAGAGCACCGCUGUGCAGCAUGGCUCCCAGAGGCCAGCCUCCACCUCUGCCAUGCCCACCUUCAGACUCCUCGGGAACCCGGUCCCGGCUGAAUUCCCGCGCUUCACCACAAAUUCUCAACUGGUUGAUGUGUACACUAAUUACAUUUCAGGAAGACUUGUUCUAUUUAUGUUGUGCCUCUGCAGGCAAAGCCCUUAAUAAAUAUUUUGCAUACUUUCUAAUGACAGUGAAUGGAAUUAAUCACUCUACAGGUAUAGUAUUACAAUUCAUGUUUACUUUUUAAAAUGAUUUAGACUGAUUUUCAGAUUUUAUUUCAUUACAAUUAAAGAUGUCUCAUGUACUUGGUAAAGUGAGCAUAUUUUUUUUGUAUUUGAAGUUCAUACCAGGCUUAAUGUCAAUGACAUUAUUAUUUUUGAGGUACUUUGACACCCCAUCCCUGUACUUUAUUAGAAUUGGAACUUAAAUUUUGUCCAGAAGCCUUCUAUAGUCAAGAACUUAGAGAGAAUUUCAAACAUAGCAUUAGGUAUAACGAUAAUUUUUUCCAUACUCAGAAUGAAAAUAAACUGGAUAUUACUUUUUUGUACAAAUUUAGGUAAUAGCUAUGAGCCAAGAGAAUUGUAACAUAGCAUGACAUAUUUGUGUUAACUUGAAAGGAAUCACACCAUUAUUCCUUAGAAGUAAUUACGUGUGCUAUAACACAUUUGAGACAGGGUUAGACUGUCAUUUCUCAUGAGAGAAGUUACUUAACCCUUCCUGUUGCUGUACAGUCACCCUUUUAUUAUACUUUCCCUUUUACUGUUUGUAGUAGAAACAUUUCAAAUGGAACUCAGCACUGCUUGAUUCAAAACUCUGGAAGCCAGCUCCCUUCUGUCUCCUUUUUGUGUGUUCACUAAUCGUAGCUAAGUAACCAGUUCUCGCUCUAAUUGUACCAGUUCUGAAGGCACUUUAUGUACCACAUGGAGGUCAUACCUGGUUUUGUGUUUGUUUGGUUUUUAUCACAAAUAUUAAAUGUGAUGAUUAUUUCUUUUUUCUACUCACAUCUUGCUGGUGCAAUAUCUAUCAGUUGUGAAUCUGGCUGCUGGUGUAUAAAAACCUGAAUGUAAAGCUGAGCCUAUAGACCUGUCCUUUCCAAUUGUUUUGUGAUUUCUACUCAACUACAAAGAUUUAUUUAAUAGACACUUAAUCUAAUCAACUUUUGUUACCUGUGACCUGUUGCAUGCUUCAAUACUGUGUACUGCCUGAGUCAUGUCUCUUGUGUGCUAGAUUAAAAGUGAGAAAGACUUGACUUGAUCCACUGAGGUCAUGCUGUGGUGGUGGAGGACUGAGGGUCUCUGUGCAGUUUGAGUCUUUCCCACCUGUGAGUGUCUGUUACAGAAUUCUGUCAUGUUCUGAGAAGAUGCCUGAGACAGCGUGGGAGUUCAGCAACCCUGCUGUCCUGUUUAACUUGUGUUGUCCUAGACCCUGUUGUGGCUAAGUUAGAGGACACUGGAGAUUGGGUCUCUUGCUGAUCACAGAUAAGACAAAAAUUUGUGGUUUCACAGUCUCUGUUGUGUAAGAAGACCCUUGGUGUAAGAAAUUAGUCAUAUUUGUGUAGUUCUGGCAGUAUGUGAGAAACCAUGGAUACUUAUCGUUGUAAACGAGUUGUCUAAGGGAAUACAGAACCCUGAAAAUCUAAAAGGUGACUUCCUACAGAGCUGAGUAUUGGUUCUCUUCAUAUUGAUUUAAAAAUGCUUACUAGUGAUCAGAAACUUGGGUAUUGUUUGUUUUUGUUUUUUGUUUUGUUUUGUUUUGUUUUUGUUUUUUAUUUUUUUUGUAC